AUGAAAUCCCACGCAACACGAGAUGCGUUCCGCGAACUUCUGCCCGGCGUGCGGUUCAAAAUGUACCGGGCGCACCCCCUGCUUUCGAUACCUCAGUUUGCGCACAACCUUUUAUCUCCAUACACCAUCGCUCUCCCUCUUCCUCUCGUCUUCCCUCUAUCUCUGACUUCCUUGCUUGAGCGAAAAAAAAUGAAAUACUGGUCUGGUGACGAAGUCGGUGCGCGGAGUUACCUCGGACUUGGUGGAUCUGACACAUUGUUCGAGGAGACAUCGAGCUGGCUCUAG
This is a messenger RNA of Penicillium oxalicum, 285 nucleotides long. RefSeq lists its product as uncharacterized. Bases 1 to 285 code for a protein of 94 amino acids. The record is from RefSeq and is a predicted model, not a curated record. Lineage: Eukaryota; Fungi; Ascomycota; Eurotiomycetes; Eurotiales; Aspergillaceae. The transcript has a single exon.